CUUCAGACUGUAGACAUUUUCGACAGUCUUAUACGUCCAGCUUACGUCUCAGUCUGACACUGUCAGUCUCACGCAGAGAAAGGUUUCACGUCUGUGACAGUAUAUUUAGUAGUGGGCCUGCCGUGCCUACUAUUUGUUUGUCAACUUUAUCCGGAAUAACUAUGGUUAUAACAAACGAGGAACAUGAAAAGGCCAAAUUGGCCGCUGAACGUGAUCCUAAAUUGACAUCUUUAUUCCAAUUAAGAAACACGACCAACCAUUACCUUAUUCAGUGCUUGGCUGACAGAGAAAUACAAAAAGUUGUUUGGAACGGUCGUAAUAACUUGAAUACGCUCGCGGUUGAGCAUCUGAAAUCCAAGGCGUAUCAGUACAACUGCAGAAUUAUUCACUCUCCCCAUAAUUACGCAAAGGUAGCAGCAAUCGACGGACUCGGUUGGGAAUCGAACACUUCCAAACCAUGCGGAAAGUUUCGUUCAUCCAGAGACGAUACCUUAUUAGAAGAAUAUCUGUUGAGUGAUGAUUCCAAAAGGUUCAAUCGUUUUAAACAAGAAUCCGCUUCUGACAAGAUUGAACGGUUGCAGCAACUUCUUAAGGAAAAAGAAAUAAUUAUUGAGCGACUGAUAACAUCCAAGAAACAUCUCCGAAAUCAUGUCCGCAAAUCCGGUGCAUUCGAGAAAGAUUGGCAAUGCUGAUUGAAAAAAAAUAUCAUUUCUUAUUUUUUUUAAACUUGGAUUGAAGACCGCGGCGCAUUAUUUUAAAAACAACUUAACAAACUAAACAAUUUAACAACUUAUACGAUUUUUCAAUUUAUAUGUGUGAAUUAAGAAUCUACGAUAAUCACUGAACUAAU
Daphnia pulicaria is the source of this 850-nucleotide messenger RNA. RefSeq lists its product as uncharacterized. NCBI's taxonomy places the organism in Eukaryota, Metazoa, Arthropoda, Branchiopoda, Diplostraca, Daphniidae. The record is from RefSeq and is a predicted model, not a curated record. Bases 162 to 692 code for a protein of 176 amino acids. The transcript has 2 exons.